This is a messenger RNA of Syzygium oleosum, 4095 nucleotides long. RefSeq names its product helicase-like transcription factor CHR28. The transcript has 11 exons. Gene Ontology annotation, molecular function: metal ion binding; ATP-dependent chromatin remodeler activity; ATP binding. Lineage: Eukaryota; Viridiplantae; Streptophyta; Magnoliopsida; Myrtales; Myrtaceae. Bases 34 to 3756 code for a protein of 1240 amino acids. The record is from RefSeq and is a predicted model, not a curated record.
GGUGGGUUCUUUCUCGGGGGCCUGAAUCGAGCGAUGUUGAUGGCGGACAAGAGCUCGGGUUCUUCUUGGGGCGCCGCGGAGUUGGGUACCGGGGAGGACGAUAAUAACCUGGCGAUGGACUACGACGAGCUCAUGGAUUUGAUCGAGGAGGAGGAGGAGGAGGAGGCGGCGCCGCCGGAGGGUCUGCCUAAUCAGGGUACUUCAAACUAUUCAUCUUUCAUGGCGAGCAGAUCGGUUCCUUGUGCUGGCAACCACAUUGAUUCUCAGGGUGAAAGCUAUGCUUCCAGAGCUCCAGACAUUGGAAAUCAUGAUUCAUUCAAUAAGACUAGCAAUGAAAAUUUUGGGGCUCCUGAAAAUCGAAAUUUGCAGAUGGACAUGCUCUUCUCAGAUAUGCCAUAUAAGAGUGUCCCCUCUUCAGAUUUUUCCAUCUUUCACGACCGUGAUAGUUUCUUUGGGGACAAUGUUUCCGCUUUUGGCCAUUCUCCGUGGCUUCAUACGUAUGGUGACCAUGGUUAUUUUUCCCCAAUAAAUCAAGAAUCUAUGGUUGACGAAGAAGAUGAGAUGUUAAGGUUUCCAAGUCACAGUCCAUACUCAACUUCUAAUCUGCCAGAUGGUGGAUUUGAUGUGAUGGGAUGCAGCUCUAAGUAUGAAGAUAAUAAUCAGAUGUUACCAAAUAAUGGAAAUUAUAUACUUGCUGUACAGGACGUCGCACCAGAACAGCCAUGCCGUUGGCCUCAAUCAAGCUUGUCUAGAGAAAGGGACAUAAAUUGUAUGAAAGAUGAAAAAUUUGAUUCAGUUUGUUCUGCGAAUGAUUCAGUCCGAACUUCUGGAGUCACGGAUGGACCCAAUUGUGGAAAUAACUUCUUUGUUGCUGAUGGGAAAGCUGUUUGGACCAAAGACUUUAUGCUGGGUUCCUCUGUCUCAAUUAACAUGGCGAAUCAGAAUAUUACCAUAUGUGAAAGGGUUGGGGAUGAUGCCAUGGCUAAUGCAUCUAAAAAGGCUCGUUAUUCUGUGGAUAUUGCUGAUGGUUUUGCAGCAUCUACUCACAAUGGGAAAUUAGACUUAAAUGCUUCAGAACAAUCGUUUGCUUAUCCUCAGCCAUUCAGAAUUGGUUGCAUUAAGAGUGAAAGAUCCAGUGCAUUGAAUAAACCUACUAAUGUUGCCUCUUGGUCUUCUAGUUUCAGCCCCGAAUCAACCGAGAGUAGCUCAAUUGAUUGCAGAUCACGAGGUGAUGAUGACUCUGAUAUUUGUAUUAUUGAGGAGAUGAGUCAUCCUGCACCAACCCCUCAAUCUGUAGCACCUGUAAAUGGACUUGUUUCUGACCAAGGAGCCACAUAUGAUAUUUCUCUCUAUAACAAUGGAGUGGGUGGUACACGCCCCAAGACAAAUUCCGAACAGUUAAUUUUCCGAGCGGCAUUGCAGGAUCUCUCACAGCCAAAGUCAGAAGAAACUCCACCUGACGGUGCUCUGGCAGUUCCUCUUUUGAGGCAUCAGAAAAUUGCCUUGUCAUGGAUGGUGAAAAAGGAAACUGCCAUAAAUUGCUGCGGGGGAAUUCUUGCUGAUGAUCAGGGACUAGGGAAGACAAUAUCGACUAUUGCUCUUAUACUUAAGGAAAGACCUCCAUCCUUCAAACAAUGUCAAGAGAAUCCAAAGUUGGAGUUACAAACUUUUGAUUUGGAUGAGGAUGAAAAUGUCGAUGGGGCUCCUAAAUUGAACAAUGCAAAGCUUGGGGGAGAGAAAUUUCAAGCUCCACCAAGUGGGAGCCCUUUGGCACGAGGAAGAGGGAGGCCAGCUGCUGGAACUCUUGUGGUUUGUCCCACCAGUGUUCUGAGACAGUGGGCCGAGGAGUUGCGUAACAAAGUAACAAGUGCAGCUAGCCUUUCUGUCCUAGUGUACCACGGGGGUAAUCGGACGAAGGAUCCUCUUGAUCUGGCCAAGUAUGAUGUUGUCCUCACAACAUAUUCAAUUGUCAGCAUGGAGGUUCCUAAGCAGCCUCUAGUUGAUAAAGAUGAUGAUGAGAAAGGAAGACCAGCGGAUCAGGAUCUUCCUCCUGCUGGACUUUUAUCCGGCAAGAGGAGGAAAGAUGCUUUUAAUCGAGAUAAGAAAAGAUCAAAGAAUGGAAAGAUGGAGAAUGAAUUGCUUGAGUCUAUUGCUGGUCCUCUUGCAAAGGUAGGAUGGUUCCGCGUCGUCUUGGACGAGGCUCAGAGUAUUAAGAAUUACAGAACUCAAGUAGCUAGGGCUUGUUGGGGUCUUCGCGCUAAACGCCGGUGGUGCUUGUCAGGAACUCCUAUUCAGAAUGCAAUUGAUGAUUUGUAUAGCUAUUUCAGAUUUCUCAGAUUUGACCCGUAUGCUGUCUACAAAACAUUCAUUUCCAAUAUAAAAGGCCCAAUCCAGAGGAGUCCAUCUAAGGGAUACAAAAAGCUGCAAGCAAUCUUAAAAACAAUAAUGCUCCGGCGCACUAAAGGCACACUUCUUGAUGGUGAACCUAUCGUAAACUUACCACCAAAGUCAGUGGAACUGAAAAAGGUGGAAUUUUCGAAGGAGGAGCGAGAUUUUUACUCAAGAUUAGAGGCCGAUUCUCGUGCUCAAUUUCAAGAAUAUGCAGCUGCUGGGACUGUCAGAGAAAACUAUGUGAACAUUCUUUUGAUGCUCUUGCGCCUUCGACAGGCUUGUGAUCAUCCCCUGCUUGUGAGGGGAUAUGACUCGGGUUCUCCGUGGCAGACCUCACUUGAGAUGGCAAAGAAACUUCCUCAGGAGAGACUAGUAUUUCUUCUGAAUUGUUUGGAAGCUUCUUUAGCAAUUUGCAGCAUCUGCAAUGAUCCACCUGAAGAAGCUGUUGUUUCGGUAUGUGGUCAUGUAUUUUGCAACCAAUGCCUUUGUGAACACCUUACUGGUGAUGAUGGACAUUGCCCCGCCACAAAGUGCAAAGAGAGACUCAGUAAGUCUCUAGUGUUUUCCAGAGCUUCCCUGAAGAGUUCCAUCGCUGAUCAUUGUGCACAGAACAGUCCACUUAGUAAUUUGGGGUCCGAGCUAAUAGAGACGGCUGACCCUCGUUCCCUGGGUCAUAUGUAUGAUUCCUCCAAGAUCAGGGCUGCUCUGGAGGUCCUGCAAUCGCUGUCCAAGAUGCAGGACGGUACAUCAAGAAAUAGUGAUGAAGAGAAUUCUUCUCAUGUGGGUAGCAGUUGCUCUGACGGGUCAUCCCCUCCUAGGAACAUUCCCAAAGAUAAUCAUUCUCAAGGAAAUUUCUCUGUGGAAAAAGGCCCGGGUCUUUCAAAUAAGCCAGCUCCAGAGAAAGCAAUAGUAUUUUCACAGUGGACAAGAAUGUUGGAUUUAUUAGAAGGUCGCCUGAAAGAUUCAUCUAUUCAAUAUAGAAGACUUGAUGGUACUAUGUCGGUUCUUGCAAGAGACAAGGCUGUGAAGGACUUUAACACUCUGCCUGAGGUUUCUGUUAUGAUUAUGUCCUUGAAAGCUGCAAGUCUAGGACUUAAUAUGGUCUCAGCUUGCCAUGUUCUCUUGCUGGAUCUUUGGUGGAAUCCUACGACAGAGGACCAGGCUGUUGAUAGAGCACAUCGUAUUGGGCAGACUCGUCCUGUUACAGUUUUGCGACUAACUGUCAAAGAUACAGUUGAAGAUCGCAUCUUGGAUCUACAGCAAAAGAAGAGACUAAUGGUCGCAUCUGCAUUCGGCGAGGAUGAGAAAGCGGGUCGUCAAACCCGCCUAACAGUGGAGGACUUGAACUACUUGUUUAUGGUGUGAUUCGGAAAUCUAAUUUUGCGGAUCGUGAGACAUCCUUUACUAACCCUAGUGCUGCCUGGUAGUUUGUUCUUGGUAGCAGCGGCGGCCUUAUACGAGCGAUUUGAAGAGAAGCAAUAUUGACAGGAGAAUGAUCAAACUUUCUGCUUCACCAUUCCUCAUUUGUUAUUGUACAGCGACAGAUAGCAACAGCUAACAGUAAAGAUGCAAAAUUUUUUUCCUCCGAAAUUUGUAAAUGAUAUAGGGUUUUGUUCUUCCUCUCUCUUUCUGUGCUUACCUCCAUUCCUUAUUUGUAUACGGAGGAUCAUAAACUUGAGGUCAGUGAAUUUGAUAAUUAUGUCC